Messenger RNA from Eimeria tenella, 406 nucleotides. RefSeq lists its product as uncharacterized. The transcript has 2 exons. The record is from RefSeq and is a predicted model, not a curated record. Lineage: Eukaryota; Apicomplexa; Conoidasida; Eucoccidiorida; Eimeriidae. The annotation marks the transcript as partial.
AUGUCUCUUUUUCUCUUUUUGUCUUUCCCCACUUCUCUCCUUCUUUUCCGCGCGUACAGUUUGCCUUUCUGGGUGAGCAGCAGCACUUUAGCUGCUGCUCCCCACGACGCAGCUCAAGCUGCUGCUGCUGCUGCGUUUGCCCAGAGACCAACAGCAGCACGGGAGUUGCUGCGGCAAGUAGCACAGGGCAUUGGAGAGGGCCUCCAGCAGCAGCAGCAGCAGCAGCAGCUGCAGCUGCAGCAGCAGCAGCUGCAGGGACCUGGGGAUGAGCAGCUGUGCGGCUUCGAGGCCUCUCUUGCGCUGCUCAACGUCUCUGCUGCAGUCUACAACAGCAUGCAGCAGCAGCUGCACUGCUGGAGGCUGCUGCAGCUGCGACAGCGGGCAGCAGCAGCAGCAGCAGCAGCAG